ACCUGUCCGGACGUGCACGGUCCUAGUGACCACGCGGUGUGAUAUUAUAAUUAGUGUCGGUUAGACCAUCCUCGUGAAGGCUUCACAAUUUUGGCACCGAAUAGGUCAAUUUCAUUCGUAACUAUCCAUAUGAUUCAAAGCUUCAUUGAAAUGCUGCGUGGACAAACGUUUUGGUGCGUGAUAGUGUUGUUCAUCUGUAGGUGGCAAACAUCUAUGGCUCAGUUACCUGGAGUACAAAGUAUCAUACAAUUCUACCGGGACGGUGAUGAACGUUUGAAGUAUGAAAAGCCCGAUCAGCGACCCUUGCUGCCCGAGUACGAUUUCAUCAUUGUUGGUGGUGGAUCUGCCGGCUGUGUUUUGGCAAACCGACUCACAGAAAUAUCCCAUUGGUCGGUGCUGCUGAUCGAAGCUGGGCCGCGCGAGAACCUUUUGAUGGAUAUACCAAUGUUUGCACAUUACCUGCAGACAUACAGCACCGUAAAUUGGGAUUAUCGUACGAAGCCAAGCAAUCAGUGCUGUUUGGCGUUUAAGAACAAUCAAUGCCGCCUUCCUCGGGGCAAAGUGAUGGGCGGCUCAAGCGUUCUUAACUACAUGAUCUACACCCGCGGCAAUCGCCGAGACUAUGAUGCGUGGGCAGCAAAAGGAAAUGCUGGCUGGUCCUUCAAUGAUGUGCUGCCGUACUUCCAAAAGCUGGAAAAAAAUAUCGUUCCUGACUCUCACCCUAUGUACGCUGGUCGCAAUGGCCCCGUCACGAUAUCAUAUCCCAGCUAUCGCACCAGCGUGGCUCGCGCGUUUGUGAAAGCAAACAUGGAAUUAGGCCUGCCCUACGUUGACUAUAACGGACCCAGCCAGAUCGGAACAUCCUUUAUUCAAAGUACCACAAAGAAUGGCCAGCGUGUAUCCUCCAACAACGCCUAUCUUUACCCGAUACGAAACCGAACCAAUUUGCAUAUUAUUCGAAACGCUCACGUCACAAAGAUUUUGCUCAAUCGUGAUACGAAGAGGGCCACAGGUGUUCAGUUCUAUGCGAACCAUCGCUAUCAAAAGGUUCGUGCUCGUCGUGAAGUGAUUGUUUCCGCUGGGGCUAUAGGUUCGCCACACCUGCUCAUGCUGUCCGGUAUCGGUCCGGCCAAGCAUCUACGCCUGAAAGGUAUACAACCUUUGGCAAAUCUUGCUGUCGGGUUUAACUUUCAAGAUCAUGUGGCGGGUGGAGCAUUAACGUUUCUCAUCAAUCACACGGAAACGCUCUCUUCGAAACGUAUUUUUACGCUGGAAAAAUUCAUGGAAUACGAACACCAACACACAGGUAUGAUGGCGUCUACUGGAGCGUGUGAGGCGAUCAGUUUUCACGACACAACUCAACCACCCAAUCGCGCCAACGAAGCUGGUUGGCCAGAUCUGGAACUGCUAUUGAUCGGAGGGACGCAAGCGGCCGAUCGUAUUUACGAAUCAAACUUUAACUACAAACCGGAAAUCUUUAACGCCCUAUUCGGUGAUAUUGAGCGACGCGGACUGGAGGGAUACACAGUAUUCCCGAUGAUUUUACGACCCCGCAGCAAGGGUCGAAUACGGUUGGCCAGUGCUGAUCCCUUUGAACAUCCUAUUAUUCAACCUAACUACCUCGGAGAUCCGUAUGACUUGGAGGUUUCGGUGCGUGGGAUUCGUAAGGCGAUUGAGCUCACGAAAACUAACACGCUCAAAAGUUUCGAUGCCCGGUUGCUCGACAUUCCGAUACCGGGAUGUGAGCAGCACAGAUUUGACACCGACGAUUAUUGGAAGUGCUUUACGCGACACGUGACGUACACGAUCUACCACCACGUGGGUACGUGUAAGAUGGGCCCGGCAAGUGAUAGGCUAGCGGUGGUUGAUCCCCGUCUGCGUGUGCACGGUGUGAAGGGAUUGCGGGUGAUCGAUGCUAGCGUCAUGCCGGAUAUUCCGGCGGCUCAUACCAACGGACCAACGAUCAUGAUUGCUGAAAAGGGUGCCGAUAUAAUAAAAGAAGACUGGAGUAUAAGGGUAACCUAGUGAAUGGUUAAGAAUUGUUGUUUGAUAUAUCAGCAG
Messenger RNA from Anopheles merus, 2061 nucleotides. RefSeq names its product glucose dehydrogenase [FAD, quinone]-like. The coding region runs from base 130 to 2025 and encodes 631 amino acids. Lineage: Eukaryota; Metazoa; Arthropoda; Insecta; Diptera; Culicidae. The record is from RefSeq and is a predicted model, not a curated record. The transcript has a single exon. Gene Ontology annotation, molecular function: flavin adenine dinucleotide binding; oxidoreductase activity, acting on CH-OH group of donors.